Protopterus annectens (West African lungfish) is the source of this 2334-nucleotide messenger RNA. RefSeq names its product tetraspanin-3-like. Gene Ontology annotation, cellular component: membrane. The record is from RefSeq and is a predicted model, not a curated record. Lineage: Eukaryota; Metazoa; Chordata; Ceratodontiformes; Protopteridae. The transcript is spliced from 7 exons. The coding region runs from base 260 to 1009 and encodes 249 amino acids.
CCCUAUCACGUGCCAGAAUGACAGCUGAAAGAUUUCCCCUUUUUGUAAAUUUGUUCUUGCUGGUGUUUAUACAUUGAAUAUUCGAGACAUACGCUGCCACCUUAAAACGAUUAAGUGGUAAAACGGUACCAUUUAGAGGGGAGCACUGGGUUUCCUUCUGAAGUCUUGUCAGAUAAUGUAACGCGUUGACAAUUUAAGAAUAUAAGGCGGAGAAGCCAAUUGUUCUCAAAACCUUUGGAGCUGUUUACAGCAUUACACCAUGGGCAGUAUCACUGUAGUAAUUUGUGAAAAGUCGCGGGGGAUCUUCAGCCUUUUCUUAUGGGGUGGUGCUGUGACCAUGGCCAUAGGCUCCAUGUUUCUUCUUAUGGUCUGCAGUAGUUACAUCGCUUUCUUUAAGGACAAUUAUCUUACAUACACAGCAUGGAUAGCGGUGUCAGGAGCUAUUUUGCUUUUUCUGACUGGCACAUUUGGACUUUGUAUGAUUGCCAAAGAUAGCCAGUGCCAACAGGGAACAUUCAUGUUUCUUAUUGUUGUUCUGAUUUGCAUUGAAGCCACAUCAGCAGUUUUAGCUGCUGCAUACACUAAAAGAGUGGCAUAUGAGCUCAGCUCUUUGGAUGAAAAGUUUAAUCACUAUAAUGGCACUGGUACACAGUCUGACAGAGAUGUCGAUACGCUUCAACAUGAGCUUCGAUGCUGUGGUGUACACAACUACACUGACUGGAAAUCUACAACCUGGUAUGAAUAUACAGCAAACAAUAGUGUCCCAGAAAGCUGCUGUGACAGAAGGAGUAUAAACUGCACUGGAAACAUGACUCAGUUUGAAUUUUUCUAUGACCAGGGAUGCCUGACAAAGCUGGAACAUAGAGUGAAACUCUAUCUCACUUACAUUCUAUGGUCAUCCGUUGCAGUACUCUGCUUACUGGUACUUGCAGCUAUGAGUAAUGGUAUCCUUAUGAUAUACAGUCCAGAACAAGACUAUACAGCUGUCAGCUCUGGUACCUUAGCGUGAGGAACAAUCAAAUCUUCAUUACAGCUAUCUGUUCUGAAACCAUCGCAUGAGGAACAGCCAACCCUUUGUUACAGCUAUCAGCUCUGAUACAUUCACACAAGGAACAACCAAGCCUUCAUUACAGCUGUCUGCUCUGAUGCCUUCAUGUGUGGAACAACCAAACCUUCAUUACAGCUAUCUGCUCUAAUACCUUCGUGUAUGGAACAACCAAACCUUCAUUACAGCUAGCCGCUCUGGUACCCUUGAGUGAGGAUGAUGCACUCGGACAAAAUGAAGGUUUUCUAGAAAGGGGCAAGAUCCAAAUCAGUACUACUACUAUCUGUGAUAAGAUUGCUUUGCUCAUUGAUUUUGAUUUUCUGUGUUACUUUCAGAUCAUCUUUUCAGCUGAGUGUGUAUUUUUUUAGGAUGAUGGGCAGCACAGCAAAGUUUGAUUCCUACUGCUUUUACUGAGCUUAUUCAUAAUACAGGAAAAUAUUUCCAGCGAGUCUGUCUGCAUUUACAAAUGUUUUAGAUGGCACAAUCAAAAGUACUUUCAUCAGUUAAAAGUGCUCCAGUGAACCAAGUAGUUCUACCAUGGUCGAGAAGAUGAGGCAAUAUUUUUUUUACUCAAAAUGCAGAGAGAGAGAAAAGUGCUGUUUUGAAGAUCUACGUGAUUAGAAACUAUAGGUAACUUUGUACAUAUUGUCUAUCCCACCAAGUUUAUUUUUUUCAUUUAUGCAGUGAUUCUUACUUUAAUAUUUUCACAAUGACAUCAGCGUUAUAAAAUGGAGUGCCGCAGACUAAUCAAGCUGUACCUAGUCGUGUUGCUACAUGGUUAGAGAGUGUCAUUAUGUGUUGUUCUGAGCCUUGGCAUUUGAAAAGUGUCAUGAAAAUGACUGAAAUAUUUGGGAAUAUGAUGAAUCAUUCUGGGAAGUAAUUACAUUUAUGGAACAUUCAUUGACAUGCCCAUUUUUUUUUUAAAGAGGUUCAUGUAGACUUUCUGGAAUUUACGACUCGACUGACAAUAGAAAUAGAUGUUCUUCCUUUAUGUACAUAGCCAUCUCUAGCAGUUUCUAUUAAUUUCCAAACAGACCUCAUUUUUAACUGCAUGUUACAAAACAGAUGAUUUGAUUAUAACAAAAUCCUUGAUGUUUUAAACAUAUUUCAUUACUUUGUUAAUUAAAAGUCCUUUCAAACCUACUGAGCAGGUGUGUAUAUAGCAUCAUUGCUGUUUUAGCAUUAGGUAAUUUUUAAUAUCUGUGUUUUACCUUUGUAGACGAAUCAGCUUUUCACAUCUGCUAACUUUUGACAUUUUUAAUAAAUGGUAAUAAUAUGCUGUACCCAAA